AUGAAGUGCUUACACGUUUUUGUUUUAAUUGUGAGCCUAGUGGCUGGAGUUGCCGCUGAGGCCUCCGUGCGGACAUGUGAACCUAUUAAAGUGGCGAUGUGUAAGAACAUUGGAUACAACCAGACUGGAAUGCCCAACUUGGCGCGACAUACUCUGCAGACGGACGCCGACGUGACUCUACAGACAUUCAGCCCCCUCGUUCAGUAUGGCUGCUCCUCUCAGCUGCAUUUAUUCCUGUGUUCAGUUUACGUGCCCAUGUGUACCGACAAAGUAGCGCUGCCCAUCGGGCCAUGCAGAGGGUUAUGCGAGAGUGUAUACGCCAAAUGUUACCCUGUUCUAUACAAAUUCGGUUUCCUCUGGCCACCAGAACUGGACUGCUCUUUAUUUCCAGCCGAGAAUAACCACGAACAUAUGUGUAUGGAGGGACCUGGAGAACGAGCACCUCCAGUGGGCACUGUGCCCCUAAAUGUGGCGAAUACGGGUGGAAGAGGUGCUUGCCAGAGACUGGUCAAGCCAGGUAGUUGGGUGUGGGUGAGAGGAUCAGCCCGCUGUGCUCAGUUCUGUGAUGCAGAAGUGUUAUGGGAGGCUGGACAAAGAAAAGCUGCAGAAGUGUGGUUGACGACAUGGGCGGCUCUUAGUUUUGCGUGCACUUUGGCAGCUGUAGGAGCACAGUUGGCAUGUGGUGAUAGAGGAGGAGCUGGAGAAAGAGCUCUGGUGCUUGUAGCCUUAUGUCGGUGUGCUGCCGCUGCAGGUUGGGGUGUUCGUGCUGCCGCCGGUCGAGCUGCGGCUGGUUGUGCCAAGGAUUCCACUUCACCUACACGCAUGCUGUUGGCUCACGAUGGAUUAGCCAACCCAAAUUGUGCUGUUGUCUUCCUGUUGCUGUAUUACUUCGGACUAGCUGCAUCAGUGUGGUAA
Molecule: messenger RNA, 915 nt
Organism: Arctia plantaginis
Lineage: Eukaryota; Metazoa; Arthropoda; Insecta; Lepidoptera; Erebidae
Source: the annotation of a GenBank genome assembly